GAAAGCCCGCGUGACCACCGGAGAGCCCAAGAGCAGCAGGGGCAGAGGAGGACGCUGCAGCGGCGCCUCGCGCUCAGUCGCGCGGGAGCCCAGGCCGAGGCCGGACCAGAGAGCAAAGCGCGGGGGGGGCGCGCGGGACGACUCGCCGGGCGCGGCGAACGGAGUGGGCGGGGCUUGGGGGCAGCGGGCCCCGUCCCCUGGAGGGGGAGGGUCCGAGAUCACGUGGCCGGGGGAAGCCAUGGAGCGGGAGAAUAGGGCGGCGGUAGCGGGGUUCCCCUUCCCGCCCGCCGCUUCUCGGUCGCCGGCGAAGUUUGCGGCUGACCCCGCCGGAGCCGCAGCCAUGGCGGCGGUCUCCUCCUACGAGAGCUUGGUCCAUGCCGUGGCCGGGGCUGUGGAGGAAGCUGCAUUGAAGAUGAUAAAAGGAACAUGUCUGAACAUGCAGGAUUUUCAGGGCAGUGUGACUGCAAUGACAGUAUUUUUUCCUUUGGAUACAGCUAGACUUAGACUUCAGGUUGAUGAGAAACGCAAAUCCAAGACAACACACACAGUGCUACUGGAGAUAAUCAAAGAAGAAGGCCUCCUGGCACCGUAUCGAGGGUGGUUCCCUGUUAUCUCCAGCCUCUGCUGCUCCAAUUUUGUCUAUUUUUAUACGUUUAACAGUCUCAGAGCUCUCUGGGUCAAAGGUCAACAUUCAACCACAGGAAAAGAUUUGGUCCUGGGGUUUGUUGCAGGUGUCGUGAACGUACUCUUGACCACUCCGCUCUGGGUUGUGAACACACGACUGAAACUGCAGGGAGCAAAGUUUAGAAAUGAAGAUAUUGUACCAACCAACUACAAAGGCAUUGUGGAUGCCUUUCAUCAGAUAAUACGGGAUGAAGGAAUCUUGGCUUUGUGGAAUGGUACUUUCCCCUCCUUGCUGCUGGUCUUCAAUCCUGCCAUACAGUUCAUGUUCUAUGAAGGAUUUAAACGAAAGCUUUUGAAGACACGACUACAGCUUACCUCUUUGGAUGCAUUCGUCAUUGGUGCAGUAGCUAAGGCAGUUGCCACCACCAUCACCUACCCCAUGCAGACAGUACAAUCAAUUUUACGGUUUGGACGGCACAGAUUGAACCCUGAAAACCGGACACUAGGCAGUCUUAAGAAUGUUCUCUAUCUUCUUCGACAGAGAGUAAGGCGUUUUGGAUUGGUGGGACUCUACAAAGGCCUUGAAGCAAAGCUCCUGCAGACCGUCCUCACUGCUGCACUCAUGUUCCUAGUCUAUGAAAAACUGACUGCUGCUACCUUCACAGUCAUGGGAUUAAAGCAUUCACAGAAGCACUGAGAAAGUGAUCUGUGCAGCACAAUGAGCAUGGAAAUAAACUGGGGGUCUGGAGAGGGAGGUCCAAUAUCUGAGGAAAGGCUGGGUAGCAAAGAAUUCUCUCUCUAAGGUCACCUCCUUCUCCGUUACUUUCCAUUCUUAUUGUCUCUGUCUCAGAAGCUGCGUGAAGAGAAGUUUAGAGUGAAGUCCAUAGGAUUUGCUGCCAGCUCUCUUUGUGGUGGCUUGUUCACUGUAUUGACAUUUUGCGACCCAAUUGUAUUAAGAAAUUAAAUGGAAAAGAUUAUUUUAGCACCUGAAAUUAAGAUUUGUUAAUUACUGGAGUGGUUUGGUUGGCUCUUUUAGGAGGAGGGAAUAUUUUAAUGCAUUUAAUUUGCCUUUUUUUCAACUUGCCCUCAGCCAUUCUCCUCCCUGUACUGGCUAUCAGCAGCUCCCUGUCAGGUAUACAUCUCACCUGGUAUUUGGUUCAUUAAAAUAAUUCAUGCAGAA
Messenger RNA from Dermochelys coriacea (leatherback sea turtle), 1804 nucleotides. RefSeq names its product solute carrier family 25 member 17 (gene SLC25A17). The transcript has 10 exons. NCBI's taxonomy places the organism in Eukaryota, Metazoa, Chordata, Testudines, Dermochelyidae. The coding region runs from base 239 to 1321 and encodes 360 amino acids. The record is from RefSeq and is a predicted model, not a curated record. Gene Ontology annotation, molecular function: FMN transmembrane transporter activity; coenzyme A transmembrane transporter activity; ATP transmembrane transporter activity. Gene Ontology annotation, biological process: transmembrane transport. Gene Ontology annotation, cellular component: peroxisomal membrane.